UGAGGGCUAGUGUACUGUGGACCAGCAAUGCAGUGAUGUACGCUAUCUUCCUAACGGCCGAGAGGGGCAACUGCGGUAGUGCCGCCGCGAGGAGGAGCAGCAGCAGUCCCAUGAAGAAACUGCCAUAGACCACAAAGACGUAGAGCCCCACUGACAGUGACUGCCGGAAACCCCACCUUCAGCAAACCCGUUCGUGAUGGGUUUCCAUUCACAGCUUGGACAGGUUAUGAUUUUAUUCUGUUAAUUCGUAUUUUCUCUCUCAUCUGUUUGUCAAGACGGUUGAUGGGUGUCUCACAGAAAUGAAAAAGAUUGAAUUUUUCUUAGAGAUUUUGCUUAAUUUUGUCAUUUUAUUCAGUCCCAAAGAGAUUGUAUAGAGAUGUUUUUAGCAAAUGUGCAAAUGGGUACUUUUAAUUUGGAAAGAAAUGGGUUUUUCCUUUUCGAUGCUCGCUCGAAUCCUACUUUUGUUAAUGGGUUUUCGGUUUCUCCGAAACCUGGUUUUGGUAUUGCCUUGAAUGCGAAUAGGGCAAGAAGGAUUCAGAUUUUUAAUGUAAGAGCACCCAAUUGUAGAAUUGUUUGUGCUCUGUCGAGGACAGAGUCGGAGAAAUGUACAAUUAGUGGUGGGUUUCUUGAGAAAGAGUUCAAAUUCGAGCCUGCGUUCGAUGAGUAUUUGAAGGUUAUGGAGUCUGUUACGAAUGGUGGGGUGAAAGAGGUAAGUCGAGGAAGAGAUGGAAAUCGUUCGAAGAAGAGUUUGGUUGGAGAAGAUGAUUUGGGUGGAUCAGAUAGAAAUUUGCAUCGGGUGAAAAGUAUUGAUUCUGUGGAGCAAGGUGAGGGCCGGAUGGAUGAGAAAAUUGAUGGUCGGGAUCAGAACACUCGUCGGCCAGAUAAGUUGGUGGAGAAUGAUGGUGGUGGGACUCACCGAGUUUCAAGUGGAGGGAGAUUAGUCUACAAAGAAAGAGAGAGGGAUAUGGGAGGGGAGUUUCCGAAGAAGGGUCGUUCUGUAAGUAGUCGAGAUUCAAGUAAAGGUAAAUGGGGUUAUAGAGAAAGUGAGAGGGAUUUGAAGGAUGAUAGAGGACUGAGAUCGUAUCAGAAGUUAGCUGGUGUUAAAAGAGAUGGGAGUGAUGGUGAUCCAGAGAGUAGAAAACCAGGUUAUUUCAAUGUUGGUUACUCCGUAGUUCGAAGAAAUCGAAAAUGGACAAAAGACGAAGUCAGAAGUGUAGGGAAGAAGAUGGGUGAGUCAGGUAUCAGUAAGAGAGUGGAGGAUGUGAGAGGAAAAGGACACUAUGGGAAAUUCAACGUUGUUAAAAGGGGUGAAAGUAAUGGGCAUUUAAGGGAAGGAGAACCCGGUCACUACAAAGAUUCUAUAGAAAUGAGGAAGAAACAGCUGCAACAAGAUGGAACAUGGGCAAAAGGUUGGAUUGAUAACGCAGAGUGGAAGAUGGAUGAGUUCAACAUUAAUGAGGUCAUGCCCAGACGGAAGAGUGUUUUUAGGACAAAGGAUGAAACAAAGACUAAUGAGUCCAAUGUUAAUAAGGGUAUAUUGGGAAGUGAGAGUUUUUAUAGAAGUGAUGAUGAAACCGACAUGGAGUCGAAGAUUAAUAACAGUAUUUUGGGAAGGGGGAGUUUCUCUAGUAGAAUGGAUGAAGGAAAGGCAGACAACUUCGUAAGAAACAGAUAUGAGAUAGACAGCGACAAUGAGGAGAAUGAAGUGUAUGCAGAUGAGAUAGAAAUAAACACUGCCAACCAUGGCACAGUGGUGCCAAGAUUGGAUCCGCGUGACAGUGGAAAAGAAGUUCGUGCACAAAAUAGAAGCGAAAGGCAGGUCUGGUUGCGUAAGGAUGCUGUUGAAGCCAGGAAGGUGGGCCCCAUGACUAACGAAGUGCAUGUAAGGUCGAGCGGAAAAUAUGUUCAAGCCAAGAGGAAUAAGGAAGUGUUUGGGUCAAGACGGGUACUCAUGGAAGAUGAUGAUCGCAAUGGGUUGGUAAUGGAGAGGAAAGCUUUUCAGUCUUUUGAAGUAUUCACGGACAUCAGGAAUAGGCCGCGGGUCCUACGGAUGGAAAUGGAAGAGAGAAUCAAGAAAUUAGCAAAGUCGUUGAACGGUACUGAUGUCAAUUUGCCGGAGUGGCAGUUCUCAAAGAUGAUGCACAGUGCGGAAAUCAAAUUCACAGAUCAUUCCAUUUUGAGAAUUGUCCAGAUAUUGGGUGCACUUGGGAACUGGAGACGGGCAUUGCAAGUUGUCGAAUGGCUUCAAUCACGUGAUCGUUUCAAGUCCUACAAGAGCAAAUAUAUUUACACGUCAGUACUUGAUGUGCUCGGGAAGGCGAAGCGGCCUGUGGAGGCACUUAACGUUUUUCAUGCUAUGCGUCAACAACUAUCAUCAUAUCCUGACCUGGCAGCUUAUCAUUGCAUUGCUGUCACUCUUGGACAAGCGGGCUAUAUGAAGGAACUUUUUGAUGUUAUUGAUUGCAUGCGAACCCUUCCUGAGAAGAAAUUCAAGAUGGGGAUGCUCGAAAAGUGGGACCCACGGUUGGAGCCAGAUAUUGUCAUCUACAAUGCUGUUUUAAAUGCAUGUGUUCGGCGGAAACAAUGGGAGGGAGCAUUUUGGGUAUUGCAGCAGUUAAAGCAGCGACAUAUGCCGCCUUCUAGUACAACAUAUGGCCUUGUCAUGGAGGUAAUGUUUGCAUGCGGCAAGUACAGCUUGGUGCAUGAGUUCUUCCGGAAAGCGGAGAAGACCUCUAUUCCAAAUGCUUUGAAUUAUAAAGUUCUUGUGAAUACUCUUUGGAGAGAAGGGAAAACAGAUGAGGCCAUAUUGGUAGUUCAAGAUAUGGAAAGACGGGGAAUAGUGGGCUCUGCCAGCCUCUAUUACGACCUCGCACGAUGUCUCUGCAGUGCUGGAAGGUGCCAAGAAGCACUGCAGCAGGUAGAAAAAAUCUGCAAGGUGGCAAAGAAGCCACUGGUUGUGACGUACACUGGAUUGAUUCAAGCUUGUCUAGAGUCAGGAAGUGUCCAAAACGGAGCGUACAUCUUUGAUGAAAUGCACAAGUUCUGCUCCCCGAAUGUAGUCACUUGUAAUAUCAUGCUGAAAGCGUAUAUAGAACACGGCAUGUUUGAAGAAGCUAAAGAUCUAUUUCAGAAGCUAUUGGAUGGCUCGAAUUGCUUAAGCAGCAGAGCUGAUACUAGAGAGAGAGUACUGCCAGAUAACUUCACAUUCAAUACCAUGUUGGAGGCAAGUGCUGCGGAAAAACGAUGGGAUGAUUUUGGGAGCUUCUAUCGAGAGAUGCUGCAUCACGGGCACCACUUCAAUCCGAAGCGCCACCUACGGAUGAUCUUGGAAGCUUCAAGGGCUGGAAAGGGCCAGUCAUUGGAGGCGACUUCAGAUCACUUGAUUCGAUCAGGCCGGCCUGUGCCACUUCCUAUUAUAAAAGAAAGGUUUUGCGCGAAACUACAAGAUGGCAAAGUCUCUGCAGCCAUUUCCUGCAUUUGUGACCAUCAGAUUAGUGGCCCACACACUUUCUCUGAGAAGGUAUGGUUGGAUCUAUUCAAUGGGAAUGCUGAUCGCUUUCAGGAGGAUGAUCUUGUUAGGUUGGUUCAUGAGGUGAGUACCCUUACUGCUGAAAAUGAUAGACCAAACUCCAUACUUGAGAAUCUGGUUUCUUCUUGUAGAGAAUUCAUUAGAACCCAUGUAAAAACAGCUGCAAGCGGCCCGCUAGAGAUCAGACAGACGCCGUCUGAUCUGGAGGGGAUGUCUUAUUGAAAUUCAAGAUUUGGGUCUUGAUGGAAAGAAUUGUUUGUUCUUAAGGUUGCAUAUGAUGUUGCUUGUUGAUCACUGGUUAUUUUAAGGGAAUGAUCA
Messenger RNA from Magnolia sinica, 3847 nucleotides. RefSeq names its product pentatricopeptide repeat-containing protein At1g30610, chloroplastic. Lineage: Eukaryota; Viridiplantae; Streptophyta; Magnoliopsida; Magnoliales; Magnoliaceae. Gene Ontology annotation, cellular component: chloroplast. The transcript is spliced from 9 exons. Gene Ontology annotation, molecular function: protein binding. Gene Ontology annotation, biological process: chloroplast organization. Bases 377 to 3751 code for a protein of 1124 amino acids. The record is from RefSeq and is a predicted model, not a curated record.